Molecule: messenger RNA, 577 nt
Organism: Meleagris gallopavo (turkey)
Lineage: Eukaryota; Metazoa; Chordata; Aves; Galliformes; Phasianidae
Source: RefSeq, a predicted model, not a curated record
GCCUCCGGGUCGCUGCCAUCGUGGGACAGGACGUCGUGCUGCGCUGCCACUUGUCCCCUUGCAAGGAUGCUUGGAGCUCAGACAUCAGAUGGAUCCAGCACCGGUCCUCUGGCCUUGUGCACCACUACCAAAAUGGGGUGGACCUGGAGCAGAUGGAGGAGUAUAAAGAGAGGACAGAACUGCUCAGGAAUGGGCUCUCUGAUGGAAACCUGGAUCUGCGCAUCACUGCUGUGAGAUCCUCUGAUAGUGGCUCCUACAGCUGUGCUGUGCAAGAUGGUGAUAACCAUGGAGAAGCUGUGGUGAACCUGGAGGUGUCAGAUCCCUUUUCUGAGAUUGUCCAUCCCUGGAAGGUGGCUCUGGCUGUGGUCAUCACACUUCUGCUUGGGUCAUUUGCUGUCGUCAUUGUUUUUCUCCAUAGAAAGCGAGGUGAGCUGGGAGCAGAAGGGAUGGAGCGCAGGGAGGUGUUGUGCAGGGACAGGGAUGGUCGAGGCGAUGCUGUGUAGCAUGGAGGUACACAGGAGGAGGAAGGGAGAUUUUUCCUGGGAUUCCCAUCAUGCUUGUUAAAUAAUGUUUGCCU